AUGGCAGAUGAAUCGCCUGAUAUAGGCGACACGAAGCCCCACGACACUUCAGAUGCAUCUCCUACGCCUGCCUCUCCGACACCCGGCGACAACCCGCCUGCGCAGGCAAGUCAAGAUGCUGAGUCUGAAGAUGCUGGGAGCAAGGGCAGCAACAAUGGAGAUGGGGUGUCGCAUGACGAGGGUGACGAAGAAGAAGAUGGCGAUGAGGGGGAGGAGGAUGAGGAUGAAGAUGAAGAAGACGAUGAGGAUGAAGAGCCGCGACUGAAGUACGCGCGUUUGACCCAACAUCUCGCCCCUGUCUAUCGAAAUGGAGACGCCACAAGCUCAUUUCUCGUGGCUGGUGACAAGAUGAUCAUCGGAACUCAUAAUGGCAAUAUCCAUGUUAUCCAGCUGCCAGUCUUCCAGACUAUCCGAGUCUAUCAUGCCCAUUCUGCAUCCGUGACCAGCAUCUCCAUCUCCCCGUACCCGCCUCCGCUUCCCACCUUGAAACCCGAGGUCGCUGCCAGAGCAGUGGCUCAAGCAACUGGCACUCCCAUACGGCCAGAGUCACGGCAGUCUGGGUCGCCAUCCGCCGCAACAUCUAGAAAACCGAGAGAAGCACCGCAAGUCCCGAACCUCCCAUCGAACAACAUUCACAUCGCGACAUCGUCAAUGGACGGCAAUGUGUGCGUUCAGUCGCUAAUUGAUAUGAAAGAUGUCCAGCUACGGAAUUUCGCAAGACCAGUUCAAGCCGUAGCAUUGUCUCCAGACUACAAGAACGACAGAACAUAUCUUUCCGGUGGCCUUGCCGGAAACCUGAUCCUGACUGUUGGAGGACAGGCGGGCCGAAGUACGUCGACUACAGUGGGCACUGCGGCUGCAGCUUCCGGCUGGCUCGGUAGCAUGGGGCUAGGUACAAACACUGGGAAGGACACUAUUCUACACUCUGGUGAGGGUACAAUUAGUACAAUUAAGUGGUCACUCUCUGGCAAGUACGUCGCCUGGAUCAAUGAGCACGGCAUCUGGAUUAUGCGCACGAAGCUGCAUCUUGAGAGCGCUGACGCCGACGAUGCAUGGAAACGAAUUGGCCAUAUCGACAGACCGCAGACCGAUGAAUGGGAAACUAUGGCUAGUGUAUGGAAGGGUCGUGCAGAAUGGAUCGACGAACAAUCCGUUGAAGCAGAAGAUGCACAGAAAGACAGCCUUGAAGUCGCAGCAUCGCCUGCAGCAGAGAAGUUGAAACAACAGCAAGACAAGGGGAAAAAGCAGAUCGAACGCUUGCUGGUUGGCUGGGGAAGUACUAUUUGGAUUAUUAAUGUUCAUCCGGGCGACGUUGGCGUUGGCAAGCAUGUAGGAGAGAGAUCCGCAGGGCGAGCGGAGAUUAUGAAGAUACUUCGCAUGGACUGCAUCAUUUCCGGCAUUUCAUUAUAUACCCAGAAUCUUUUGUUGGUGCUUGCAUAUACAUUGCCUGAUGAGGAAGAGGAGGAGGACGAAGCAGAGGAGAAGGCGCCAGUUCGAGGUCACAAAUCCAAGCCCUCGACGGCAUCAAGCAGCAGUGAGCCAUCCGGAGGUAUUCGACGACGACAAAACAACCAGCCUCCAGAGCUUCGAUUAAUCGACCUUGUCUCGCAAGCUGAGGUAGAUAAGGACGGACUAAGCGUCAGUCGCUUCGAGCGGCUAUCUUCUGGAGACUAUCAUCUGGGAGUCCUUCCUCAACACAGCGUCUCAGCAGCUGCGUCAUCGCGGGGCGCAUUGGAAGCCCUAGCCGGGCUAGGUACUGAUAUGUGGAAUGCUGCCAUUAAUCCCAAAGCCCUGUUUAGUUCGGGUGCUAGUAUCAAGAGCAGAGACAGCGGUGAUGCUCCUUCAAGUACCAAGGUUGCUAGCACAACAGGCAGUUUGAGGCUACCACACCGCCCGGCACCUUCAGUUCAUCCCAACCUAGCUAAGCCGGGGAUCAAGAUUUUCAUUCACAGUCCUUACGACUGUAUCGUCGCAACAAAAAGAGAUCUAGGUGAUCAUCUCGGAUGGCUUUUAGAGCAUCAAGAGUACCAGCGAGCAUGGGAGCUCGUUAAUGAGCACCCCGAGAUCGUCAGCACAAGUGACAAGCUGCCUGAGCUGCAGCCCCCUUCUACACCGGACAAGUCACAUCCACCACAGCAGGUCGAUGACUUUUACGAAGAUACUGCUUCCACGAUUGAUGCCUCGAGCCGGUCUUUCAAUUCGUCUGCCGAGAGAGAAAAACGACGCAUUGGAGAGCUUUGGAUGCAGGAGCUAAUUGAAGCCGGAAACUGGACUCGGGCUGGUCAAGUGGCUGGUAAAGUAAUAGAGUCAUCCGAUCGAUGGGAGAAAUGGGUCUAUACAUUUGCUGGCUCCGACAAGUUCGACGAGAUUGUGAAUUACAUGCCAACUGAGCCACUACGACCGCCUAUCCGGAGCACCAUAUAUGAAGUAGUGCUGGGCCAUUAUAUCCAGACAGACAAACCCCGUUUCAGAGAAUUGCUCGAUCGGUGGGGACCAGACUUAUUCGAUCUGAACACUGUCUCAACGGCCUUGGAGAAUCAACUCAAAUUCCGCGAUGUCCGCGAAGAUAGCGUCGAAGAUGGUGAGAGGGGUCGCGAUUGGCGCAUUGUCAUGGAGUGUCUAGCGAAACUACAUGAAGCGAACGGACGCCAUAGAGAGGCGCUGCGUUGCUACAUUAGGCUUCAAGAUGCCGAUUCCGCAAUGCGAUUGAUUAAAGACAGUCACCUGGCUGAUGCGGUGGCCGACGACAUCCCUAGUUUCAUUGCCCUCAGAGUUCCAUCUGGGCGGGUUGAUCACAUGUCGAGGCCCGAGCUUGAGGAGGCGACGUCAGAAGCAGUUACGCUGCUUGUCGAUGAAGCCCAGCAUGGUCUCGUGCGACCCGAAGUUGUUGUUUCUCAGCUACAAGAAAGAAAGUUGAACCUCUACCUCUUCUUCUACCUGCGAGCUCUCUGGAAAGGCGAAGGCAUUCAAGAACACAUGGGUGAGAAUCGCGAUCGCCUUGUCAUGGACAGCAAGACACUGGUGGACGACUUUGCAGAUCUGGCAGUUCAUCUAUUCGCGGUGUAUGACCAACCAAUUCUGAUGGACUUUCUCAAGACAUCGACGUCCUACGCGUUUGAAAAAGCUGUGCAAGAAUGCGAGUCACACAACUAUGUCCCCGAGCUAGUGUACCUUUACGCCAAGACGGGUCAGAUGAAGCGUGCUCUGUAUCUCAUUAUAGACCGUCUCGGAGAUGUCAGCCAAGCCAUAGCGUUUGCUAAAGAACAGGACGAUCCGGAUCUAUGGGAAGAUCUACUCAAGUAUAGCAUGGACAAGCCGCGCUUCAUUCGAGGACUUCUUGAAGAAGUUGGAACAGCCAUCAAUCCGAUCAUAUUGGUCCGCAGGAUACCUGAAGGUCUAGAGAUCGAGGGACUACGAGAAGGAUUGAAGCAUAUCAUGAAAGAGCACGAGAUACAAUAUAGCAUCAGUGAAGGAGUGGCUCGUGUACUUCGAAGUGAAGUUGCAGAAGCGCAGUCUAAUUUGAGGAACGGCCAGAGAAAGGGCAUCAAAUUUGAAGUAGCGAUACAAAGCAACGACCAUGUCGACAUUGAGACUAAGGAUGUGCCAACGCCUAAAGCAGCGGCAGCUGGAGUGGAGGAAGCCGAGCAGGAGGAACAAGCUGGGGAUGACGAAGCAACGGACGGUCAGCCGAAGCAAAAGACCAGAGUCGCUAAGGAAUACCAGCCGGGUCACUGUGUCCAGUGCAAUGAGCCUUUCGCCGAGUGGGAAACGGAGACGCUUGUAGGCUUUGCUUGUGGCCAUGUCUUCCACUUGACCCAUCUCCUGGAGUUCUUGCACCCUGGCGAGCCGGUUGACAUUGAUUUUGGAUUCGGGUCGGAGGAUCGGCCAGGGAGAAAUGUGAUUGGCACCAAGGUCACGCACGCGCGGUUGUUGAAGGACCGUAUUAUGGGUGGUUGUCCUGUUUGUACCGGGCAGAAGAGCGCGGCGGUUUGA
Messenger RNA from Phaeoacremonium minimum UCRPA7, 3993 nucleotides. RefSeq names its product putative vacuolar assembly protein. The transcript has 5 exons. The coding region runs from base 1 to 3993 and encodes 1330 amino acids. Gene Ontology annotation, cellular component: late endosome; HOPS complex. Lineage: Eukaryota; Fungi; Ascomycota; Sordariomycetes; Togniniales; Togniniaceae. The record is from RefSeq and is a predicted model, not a curated record. Gene Ontology annotation, molecular function: protein binding. Gene Ontology annotation, biological process: vesicle-mediated transport; endosomal vesicle fusion; macroautophagy.